This is a messenger RNA of Camelina sativa (false flax), 1124 nucleotides long. NCBI's taxonomy places the organism in Eukaryota, Viridiplantae, Streptophyta, Magnoliopsida, Brassicales, Brassicaceae. The record is from RefSeq and is a predicted model, not a curated record.
UUCAGGACCACUUCUGCCUUCGGGAAAGAGAAGGUUCACAUAUAGUGAAGUCUCUAGCAUUGCAAAUAACUUCAAUAAAGUGAUCUUUAAAGGAGGGUCUGGUAUUGUGUACCUCGGUUCCCUCGAAGAUGGGUCCGAAAUUGCUCUAAAGAUGAUAAAUAGAUGAUAAAUGAUUCUUCAUUUGGAAAAACUAAAGGAUGAUCAUCAUCAUCUUCCCAGGUUUCCAAAGAAUUCCAAGUCGAGGCGGAGCUUCUUUUGACAGUCCAUCACCGGAACUUAGCCUCAUUUGUUGGAUAUUGCGAUGGUGGUCGUAGUAUGGCUCUCAUUUAUGAGUACAUGGCCAAUGGAAACUUGCAGGAUUAUCUUUCAAGUGAAAAUGUAGAGGACCUUAGCUGGGAAAAGAGACUCCAUAUAGCCAUAGACUCUGCACAAGGAUUGGAGUAUCUGCAUCAUGGAUGCAGGCCACCAAUAGUACACAAAGACGUUAAAACAGCAAACAUAUUAUUAAACGAUAACUUGGAAGCCAAGAUUGCUGAUUUUGGCCUUUCUAAGGUCUUCCCAGAGGAUGAUCUCAGCCACGUCGUCACUGCAGUCAUGGGUACUCCCGGCUACGUCGAUCCUGAGUACUACAACACGUUUAAGCUAAACGAGAAGAGCGACGUGUACAGUUUCGGGAUCGUCCUCCUUGAACUCAUAACCGGCCAGCGAUCCAUAAUGAAAACUGAAGACGGAGACAAAAUGAACGUUGUUCACUAAGUUGAGCCUUUCCUCGAAACCGGAGACAUAGACGGUGUCGUGGAUCCACGGCUUCACGGGGACUUCUCCUCAAACUCGGCCUGGAAAUUUGUAGAGGUGGCAAUGUCUUGCGUCAGAGACAGAGGAACCAACAGACUAACAACGAACCAAAUCGUGUCCGAUCUAAAACAGUGCUUACUGCUUAGCCGCUGAGCUGGCUCGUCAACCACAGAGCCAUCACAAGAAAGAAGUAAACGAAGUCGCCGACUCGAAAAUAUAGCAGCGAUGAAUAUAAUAGCACGUCCGGAUCGGUUUCGCUUACUUAUGGAGAUUACUCCACGUUUGGCCCAACGGCAAGGUAGUGAGAGAUUAAUUUAAGGUUUGAUUAA